AUGGGGAUACUACUGGACAACAAGCUCAACAUGAACCCCGAAGUCGAUGCCAGAAUAAGAAAGGCGAAAGCAGCUGCCACAACUUUCGCAGAUACGGUCAAAACUAUACCACCCUCAAUGCUAGCUGCAAGGGUAAGGAUUACCGGCGCCUGUGCUGUCAUACUACCGCACCUACUGUACCUCUGGAGAGAGAUACCCUUUACACCACAGCAAAGAAGUACGAUGACAGACGUAGCAACUCAACUACUUGCUAAGGUACUGGGCAACACCAGUGGGGUGUCAGCUAGAACAAUCCUACAGCAUGUGGAGAACAUAACCAAGGGGCUCACACCCAGAAUGAAGCAGAUGGCGGAAAUACCAUGGGAGCUACAGAAGGACACCUAUGCGGAUCUGAGUAUAGCUCAAACAAGUGAUUUCCACAAGCAGGGGCAGAGUACAAGCAUCCUUCAUGUAACAACCGAGAUGAACGGCGCGCCACAACCUGCUACUAGAAAGCCGUUCAUACCGAAAUUGAAACUGACCGAGGAACCGGACACUACAGACUUUGUAAGCCCGAGGGAGGAUUUGGACUAUGAGGAAACCAGAGAUGUAUAUGCCACCACACUAGAAUGCUCACCACCCACCCCUGGUUUCGGCCAAGAUAAGCAUCCACCGAACACGUCGAACAUGACGCUGAGACUGGAGACCAUUCGUGCAGUGGAACUUGCCCAGCUGACCUGUCCAUACUGUGGGAUGGAGAAGACGACCAAGCAAGCUACCAGGGCCCACUUUACUACAGCACACCCAGGCCUCUAUCGCCCACCACCAGACGACCCAUGUUAUUGCACUGGUUGCAAACGAGUGAUGACUAAGCCUUACUAUAGAGACCACCGAUGCAGGAAGGCACCUACCGAAGAAUUCAAGACGACAGAGUGCGUGGGCUGCGGAAAAUGCUAUGCUAAUCCUCAACUCUCUGCCCACCUAAUACACUGUGUCAAGUACACCGGACAGCUGAUACCGUCCAGGCAAAAUACAGGAGCUUUCGAGUUUGCAAAGAAGAUCCGCGAGCUCCUGAAACCUAUGCCUGUCAAAAGGCUGGAUACUGUGAAUAGUACGUGCACCAAUCAAACUCUCAAGAGAGCCAAAGACAGCCUAAGGCCGCAUACGCCUAGGGAGAAGAGAUGUCAAGCAAGCGCUAACCCUCACCAGAUCACGCCUAGGCGGGAUGCUGAAUUGAUGCGGGACAGGGCUGACAGGAUGAGGAAGGACACUGAGGAAGCCAUACGGCGAGAGCAAUCUUACUGCAAACUCUGCCACAAGGAACUGAAGUCAUCGCAAGCGCUGCGUCGGCAUGAGAGCCUCUACCAUCCGGAGAGAACGAGGCCGAAAGGACUACCGGUAGCUUGUAUUGGUUGUAAUAUUGCAUUUAAGACCGCGGCAACCUAUGUUAAACACAAAUGUAAAGGAACACCGCGUGGCGAAUUAGCCGAAAAAGCGUGCCCGGAGUGCGGCGAAGUGACGCUAGCGAACCCAGAAUACUCAGUGCAUCUACUGGAACAUCAUCCGGGGAUAUACAGCUAG
This is a messenger RNA of Gregarina niphandrodes, 1560 nucleotides long. RefSeq lists its product as hypothetical. The record is from RefSeq and is a predicted model, not a curated record. The transcript has a single exon. NCBI's taxonomy places the organism in Eukaryota, Apicomplexa, Conoidasida, Eugregarinorida, Gregarinidae. The coding region runs from base 1 to 1560 and encodes 519 amino acids.